Cyclopterus lumpus (lumpfish) is the source of this 575-nucleotide messenger RNA. RefSeq lists its product as uncharacterized. The transcript has 2 exons. Gene Ontology annotation, cellular component: perinuclear region of cytoplasm. Lineage: Eukaryota; Metazoa; Chordata; Actinopteri; Perciformes; Cyclopteridae. Gene Ontology annotation, molecular function: calcium ion binding. The coding region runs from base 23 to 298 and encodes 91 amino acids. The record is from RefSeq and is a predicted model, not a curated record.
UUCUCUCGCUCUCUCUCUAGAUAUGGAGUCAGCCAUUAAGACUGUGGUGACCACGUUUCUUGGUGCUACCAACGGGAAGGACAACCUUAACGGGAGUGGCUUCCAAAAGCUGGUAAAGAAACAGCUUGGUGGCAUGAUGGAGGAUACAAACCGCUCUUCUGCCAUUAAGGAGAUGCAGCAGGGUUUGGAUGAGAACAACGAUGGAAAGGUCAGCUUCCAGGAAUACCUCACUCUGAUUGGCUACCUGGCCACCUCCCUCAGUGACAGCAAGUCUGGAACCAAUGCAAAUGCAUCAUAGAUGCUUGUGUUUGGUGGAUCAGAAAAUGAACAGCCUAUCUGUUCUCAUUCAAAUCUUCUAAACAUUAGAACAGUCCAUAAUCAUUUUACAUCUAAUCACACAGUUGUAAAAUGCUCUUAAUGUCCGUCCAGAUCAGCUAUUUCUUUAGUCACACCAUAUUGAUCUCCAUUGUCAAGGACACAUUGAAGGACUGUAAGCUGGGAGUGUCUUUUUUGUACCAAUUAUACAAAAGAUGCUUACUGUAUUUUCAAAAUAAAUGCUUUGUAUAAUACAACUA